CGCGGUGCGAACGCGUCCCUCUUAUUCAGUCCACACAUGGCCGUGCACAUCGACCCUCGCUAAUAUUUUUGUUGCUUAAAAUAAGACAACUGCUUUUUUUGUUGUUGUAAAGCGUGUUUCCACUUUCACUCUGCUGCCAAAUGAAAGUCAAAGUCCUCUCGAGGAACCCGGACGACUAUGUCCGGGAGACAAAACUGGACAUACAACGUGUCCCUAGAAACUAUGACCCAACACUGCAUCCGUUCGAGGUGAACAGAGAGUACACGCGGGCUCUGAAUGCCACGAAGCUGGAGCGGGUGUUUGCCAAGCCGUUCCUGGCGUCUCUGGACGGACACAAGGACGGUGUGAACUGCAUGGCCAAGCAUGCAAAGAGCCUCUCCAAGCUGCUGUCUGGUUCCUGUGACGGGGAGCUGAAAGUGUGGGAUCUGACCAAACACGAGUGUGUCCGCACACUCCAAGCACACGAAGGGUUCGUUCGGGGAAUCGUCGUCCGCUUUUGUGGAACGUCCUUCUUCACGGCUGGUGAUGACAAAACAAUCAAGCAGUGGAAAAUGGAGUCGCCGGGUUACGGAGAGGAAGAAGAGCCACUCAACACUAUUCUGGGAAAGACUGUGUUCACAGGACUGGACCAUCACCAGAAGGAUGGUGUGUUUGCGACGUGUGGCCAGCAGGUGGACAUCUGGGAUGAGCAGAGAAGUAGCCCGAUCCGUUCGUUCACCUGGGGCGUAGACAGUUUCAGCGCUGUCCGCUUCAACCCGGUGGAGACAGAGCUUCUCGCAAGCUGUGCCUCUGACAGAAGUAUAGUGCUGUAUGAUAUGAGAGAAUCUGCACCUCUCAAAAAGGUUAUCAUGACAAUGAGGAGCAACACCGUUUGCUGGAACCCUAUGGAAGCGUAUUACUUCACUUGCUCAAAUGAAGACUACAACCUCUACACAUACGACAUGCGGUUCCUGGACCGGCCGAUCACAGUGCACAUGGACCACGUCUCGGCAGUGCUGGACGUCGACUAUUCUCCCACUGGCAAAGAGUUUGUUUCUGCCAGUUUCGACAAGACAAUCCGCAUCUUCCCCAAGGACGGUGGUCGCAGCAGGGAAGUCUACCACACCAAACGCAUGCAGCACGUCAUCUGCGUCAAGUGGUCGGCGGACAACAAGUUCAUCAUGAGCGGGUCUGACGAAAUGAACAUCCGCCUGUGGAAAGCCAACGCAGCUGAGAAACUAGGAGUGCUGACCCCCAGGGAGAAGGUGGCCGUUAACUACAGUCAGAAGUUGAAGGAGAAGUUCCAGCACCACCCGCAGAUCAGACGCAUCGCCCACCACCGACAUCUGCCCAAGAGCAUCUUCCACCAGACCAAAGAGCUGCGGGUUAUGAAAGAAGCUCGCCGCAAGAAGGAGAGGAACGUCCGCAAGCACAGCAGACCAGGAGCUGUUCCCGUGGUGUCCGAGAAGGAGAAGCACGUCGUCACUGUGGUGAAAUAAACAAACCCAGGAGAUGAUGGGGUGGAGCCCGAGAUGGCACCCGUGUGGGGGCUUUUUUUUUUUUGACCUCUCUUGACUCUUUACAAAACAAAAACACUGCAGCUUGUUGAUUGUGGGAAGGUCGAAGUGGUCCAUCAUUCUAAGCAUCAGGACACACACUGAAAACAAUUCUUGUUAAGCUUUAACCUUUGGCCACUGAGGAAAAGAGCAGCUUUUCAUUCUUGGGAUUCUUUUUUAAGUCGGGUUUUUUUUGUCUAACUUCAAGUUUGCAUUUUCCAUCACAGGAGCCGAGAACACCACAACGAUUUAGCAAGUUCAAGACAGAUUCAACUGAUUGUCCCUUGACUUGGUGCCUAUUUACAUCAUGCGUGCAAAAAAUAAUGUUUUAUUAGAUAUAUUUAAUUAUUCUCCCAUGAAUGAAGUUCAAGAUAUGUGCCACAGGUUAUUAUUAAAAGUACAACUUCAUAUAAAUCGGGUCGUUUGAUGUGUAAAGGUAAAGCUGGUAAUAUCCUCCUCCUGGCUGUAUCCAUGGUAAUCUUUCAGGACAUCUCGUGAAUUAUUUUUUGCCAGUCUUUCAUAAUUUACACGUGAUAAAUCAUACGACUCGGGCUAAUGGGAUUCAAACCCUCCCUUUUUUUUAUUUCUGCUACAGACCCAGUUACAAAAGUUGUCAAUCUUGCACCAUCCCACAAGUUUUAAUAAAAGCGUCCUGAAUCCUCGAGAAACCUAAAGGAAAUACACAGUAUAUAUCUGCACCGGUGGAUUUCUACAAUUCUUUUUUUUUUAUUAUUAUUCUUUUUUUAUUGUACUAAACAUUAAAUCCUGAAAAACUGCA
This is a messenger RNA of Scophthalmus maximus (turbot), 2313 nucleotides long. RefSeq names its product ddb1 and cul4 associated factor 13 (gene dcaf13). Bases 141 to 1478 code for a protein of 445 amino acids. Gene Ontology annotation, cellular component: small-subunit processome; nucleolus. Lineage: Eukaryota; Metazoa; Chordata; Actinopteri; Pleuronectiformes; Scophthalmidae. The record is from RefSeq and is a predicted model, not a curated record. Gene Ontology annotation, biological process: maturation of SSU-rRNA from tricistronic rRNA transcript (SSU-rRNA, 5.8S rRNA, LSU-rRNA). Gene Ontology annotation, molecular function: protein binding. The transcript has 11 exons.